AUGAAAUAAUUAGUCUUUUUAUUAAUAAGUUUCAUUUUUGCCUAAGAUGAUUUAGUAUAUGUGCAAGCAGUUUGGAGGCAUGGAGCCAGAAAUUAUUAUCAUUGUAAUUGGAAUUGCAUCAAAGAUUAGCCUAGAGGAGAUGAAGCCAUCUUAACCCCAACUGGCAUGAGAUAAUAAUAUAUAUUAGGGAAGUGGAUUCGAUAGAGAUACAUUAUUGAAUAUCAAUUUUUAUCAAGUAAGUUUAAUGAAAAUGAAAUCUAUAUUGAAAGUUCCGAUGAAAAUAGGUAAGGGAAAUGAAUAUUUUAGAACUUUGACAAGUGCAUAUUGCAAUUUAUAAGGUAUGUAUCCAGAGGGUCCUUCAAUACCUCAUUUUAAGAAAGAAAAUGAAUCAUUGUUGUUACCACCAAAUUAGGGUGCAUAGAUUCCUAGAGAUAUUGGUGAUGAUGCAUUACCCCACAAGAUUUAACUAAUCCCGAUUCAUACACAAUAAAAGGCACUUCACUAUCCCAUUGUUAUACAAUGCCCAAAAAUGAAUGCAGAUAAUAAAAAUACUUAACUUUACAAAGAAGUUAAUAUUGCAACUGCACAACUAUAUCAUGAUUUUAAUACAGAAUUAAAUUUACAGGGAGAUGAAAAAGUUAAUGAUAUCAUAGAGUUAUCGCAUUGGAGAGAUACCUUUAUCUGUAAUAGAUACAAUGGAGAUCCAUUACCUCCAAAUCUAAAACCAAAGACUCUUUAAUAACUAGAUGAUUUAGCCAACUUAGCAUAAUCUCUAGAAAAGUUCUAAACCCCAAAGUAGAAAUAAUAUAUGUUUAUUAGUUAAGUAAAAAUCUAAUCAACUCCUUAUUUUUAAAGGUUAAUUGAAAAUUUUGACUCUGCUUUAGCUGAGGGUUAAAAUGUAAAAUAUUUUGGAUCAUCUGCCCAUGAUACUACACUUGGAUGCUUAUUAUCGGCCCUAAAUUUAACCAGUGCUCAAUGUUAAGCCGAUAUUUAUUUAAAUCAGACUGUCAAAUACAAUAACUGUAUGACUAAAGUAUUUUUAGGACUAUUUAAAUAGUAUAUCGAUUUUGCUGCAAAUUUGAUAUUUGAACUCUACAAUAACAUAAAUACUGGGCCGUUUGUUAAAGUUCUUUAUAACGGAGAGUAUGUUCCAAUAUGUUCAGACUUUGCAAAGACUUGUGAAUACACAAGGUUUCGUUCUAUAAUCUCUGCUCAAUUAGUAAAUUACUCUAAAGAAUGCAUAGAAUCGAAUUAGGAAAUUAAUUUUGUAUCCAUCAUUCAUUUAUUUCAUUAGACAUAUUAUCAAACUCCAAAAUGGGCUUACCUUGGAUUCGGUAUAGUAAUUUUACUACUUAUUUUGGUCUUUAGAGCAAUACUAAAAUUAAGACAAACAUUGGUUUAAAGAGAAAAGGAAUGA
Messenger RNA from Paramecium octaurelia, 1417 nucleotides. The record is from the annotation of a GenBank genome assembly. Lineage: Eukaryota; Ciliophora; Oligohymenophorea; Peniculida; Parameciidae.